This is a messenger RNA of Protopolystoma xenopodis, 660 nucleotides long. NCBI's taxonomy places the organism in Eukaryota, Metazoa, Platyhelminthes, Monogenea, Polystomatidea, Polystomatidae. The record is from the annotation of a GenBank genome assembly.
GGUCUUGAGCUGUUUAGGCCCGGCUCAGCAUCAGCCGAACUUGCUGAGGACCACCUACGAAAACUGGUCGAGGCUUGUGAGCUACCGACUGGCUUCCUGUUACUUGUAGACAUCGAUUGGGGGUUCUCAGGUGUUGGCAUCCGACUAGGUGAACAUUUGAUAGACGAAUUCCCAAAAGGAUGUCUUAUCACUGCGCCACUCACUGAGAACUCCUGUCAUCCCACAUUUGUGAAACGAGCCAUACAUCCAAGAUCAGAUCAGAAUCAACGUCUCUUAUCGCUCUCCUCAUGCAAUGCAUCUCUCUUCUGCUCGCGAUUGGAGUCCCAUACCAACUGGUCCAGCCAUUCCAUUUGGCUUCCCAUGGCGCCGCCACCUUUCAGCACUGAAUCGACAUCGCUCUACUCUGUUUUUAAUUCGUAUCCGUCAUCCGCAAAUAUUUGCCAUUCUCAAUAUUCACAGUCACUUAACUGCCACUCUGCUUGUCUGCUAGCCGCUGCUCUUGAAGUGGCUGCUUCCCCGUUGCGUAUGCCGACUGGACGGCAAUUUUACAGUACCUCACAAGAGUCCGAGUUGUUAGCCGCUGUGGACGCAGCCUACGGACGUCGAGUAAGUCGGACUGAUUUUAUACGCAAGUUGGAGACAUUUUUCACUGUCCUAUAG